CAGUUGCAAACCUCGAGAAGUUCGAUCAAUACGCUGUAUGUUUUGAUUACCUGCCAAUACUCUUGUUAUAAAAGCGUUUAGACCAUCGAGAUAUCGAAUAAAGAAAUAUAAAGAUUGCUUUGGUUAGGAAGGACUAAAAAAAGAGAAUAUCAUCAUAUCUUCAAGAUUGUCACGUUGUUUAUUUUGAAACGGAAUUAUGGCGCGUCAAAUUCAUGAAAUAAAUAUUUCUAUCAUUUUUAUGGUAUUAAUGUUACAAUACUCAUCAGCUGGAAAAACUGCUCAAUUUGUUCAAAAAGUAGGCGGAUUUGUUUUAGAUUUGUUUGGUUUAGGCUCGGACGUGUUCGGAAUUUUCUCCGAUACAAACAACGAAUUAGAACAAAAAAUAACGGAGGUCUCGCAAAAGAUUGAUUCGGUGUUAACUAACUUACAAAUAUUACAGUCGAAAAUGGUAGAUCUUUUUGCUCAACAAGAUUUGAAAGCGAGACUAGCAAAAGUUGAAGAUUUUCAGAGGUCAACAAGCAACAGGGUUCGUGAUUUAAAAAAUAUCGCCAUAGCUCCUGUAAAUGAGAGGGAUAAAUACAUGAAUAUUUUUGUGAAAGGCGUCGAAGUUUAUUUGGACAAUUUGUACAAUAUUAUUCCGUACAUCACAGAGCCAACAUUAAGCUCCACUGUAACUUUGCUGAAUACAAUUGGCGACCUCAACCGAUGCGACAUGACAUACUUAAGCAGUUUCGUCAACUUCAGCCGCAGCCUUAUUUGCAGUGGGAUCGCCGUUGAAGCAACAUACAAAUUAAAAACUCUUAACGUUUCCCUAACAACAGAGAAGGACUACUGGGUCCUUGAAUUGAAGAAAUUUGAUGACGCAGUGACAAAAAUGUACGGGGAGUGUGGUGAUAAAUUUUACAGUUACUAUAGCUUAGAUAUUUUAAUGAACAAAUCCUUCCCUGAAAUGCUGGACUCUCUCGAACAUAGAUACUUGGGCAUGUCAUUCUUCGGUGUGAAUAUUUCUGACAGCAACGAGAUGCAGAUAAGCAGCAACUUACCCGAAAGGCAAUUCACGUGCAUAAGAGAGAAAUGUGAAACCAGGAAGUGCUUUGUGUUUACAAAGAAGGAGGCGUCCUGUUCGGCAAAUGUAAAACUUGUGAUCACCAUGAAGGAUUUUGCAGGAAACUAUUUCCUAAGCAGCGAUUGGCCUGGAACGCUUAUACCUUUACGAGAUCUGUCAGGAUCUACAUUAACCCUAGCGCCAUUGCAGUGUAUCACUUUGGGACAUAAGUAUGAGCUUCAGAAACCAACUGCAAAUCAGUUUCAUGGCGGGGAAACAUGUGCAGCGGCAACAAAAACUGUGUGGCAACCUCUCCUACUGGCUGUGGUCGCAAAAUUAUGUGUUUAUAUUAAUGUUUAGAUGUACUUCAAAAUGUAUUGUUAUUGCUUUAUGAUCCAAAUAGUAUAGAUUUGCGCAAAUAAUGUAAAUGUGUAUUAUAUUGUUUUUUCUACAAUCAAAUUUAAGUGUAAUCAACCUUAGCACGUCGUCCUUCUUCAUUUGUUCAUUUGUUUUGUAAAUAUUGUACAUAUGCGGUUUGUUCUUUUUCGUUUUUUGUUUCCUUUUUACAGUACGAGUGCGUCUUAGCAUUGAAUAUUUCGUAUAAAUAACUAAUCUUUUAGCAAAGGGUAUUAUGAUUACAAAACUUGAAGUUUUUAUUAUACGAGGCUUAUGGAAAAAAUAUUUCAUUUAUAUAUUGCUAGAGAUCUUUUUAGUGUGAUUUUACAGGCUUUUUUAAAAGUUAACUGCAAUCCAUUCGCUAUAUGUUUCAAAUUAGUUUUAGCUUAUGUGGUACUUUUGUAGAUGUUAUCUGGUCUUUUUGAACUUGUAGUGCGUAAUAUUAUAUUUACUAGUUCAAAGUCGAAUCGAUUUUUGUACAAUUUAUUUUUCACUAAAGUACACCUUAUAUAACUGGUUGCCUUUUUAUGAUUUAAGCUUCAUAAUGACAUCGUAUCUAUUUAUAACUUAAAAGCUUAAUCCGUCUAGGUUCUUAUACAAUAGUUGUUGGAUGCGUAAUUUACAUUAAAACGUAUAAAGACGACGAAUUCGUAAAAAACGCCCACCGUGUACUUCUGUCGACCUUAUCAUAUUCAACAUAUAAAAAAAUGUGACUGAAUGACUGAAAUCGGAUUUUAAGAUACAUGUUCGAAUGGCGAACUUUGAAUGCAUUCGACUCGAAAUGAAACCCGAUGAUUCACGCAUUAUAAAUAGUUUCACAGAACACGUCACUCAGUAUUAAAAGACAAUCCAGCGAUCUGUACUUAUUGAGGAAUUACUUGCACCUGAUACUAAAUAUGUACCGGCCAUAAGGGUAUCAAUCGAUUUGAAAUCAAUAACCUGUACUUAAAAAUCAGUUGUGCAUUAAAUUGAAUUGUUCUGUGAAUCGCGAUGAGUUAAAUUGAUUUUUUUUUAAACAAUAGAUUUAUCAGAAAUAAAUUGUGACACAUUG
Molecule: messenger RNA, 2492 nt
Organism: Dreissena polymorpha
Lineage: Eukaryota; Metazoa; Mollusca; Bivalvia; Myida; Dreissenidae
Exons: 2
Coding region: 197-1405 (402 amino acids)
Source: RefSeq, a predicted model, not a curated record